AUGAAACGCGAAGCGUCGUCUGAAUCACGUUGCUGUACCAGCGAUGAGCGACCAGCAAAAGUGCCCCGACGGGGAAACUCGAGCACCAAUUCAGAACUUUCGAAGAGUAUACAUGACCACGCUAACGUACAGCCGCUCUCUCCAUAUUCAUCAAAUCGCCCUAGCACAAAUCCCGAUGCUCUAGGACACCAAACAGUUACCCCAACGUUCCCAGCGCAUGCGCCCACCGAGCUCACGGAAAAGAUCUACCAGUGGAUCCCUGCGCCGUCGGAACAACUCGACGAGCUGGAGGUGAUGAGCCAACCGCCAUCAAAACGAUCCCGGUCGCGGUCAAUUUCAACGGAUCGGGGCCGGGCUCGAUCGGUCUCGUCGGAGAACAGCGAAAGCAGCUCGGCUCGGGACACCAGAUCGUACGCCUACAAAGCCGCCAACUAUGCCACUAUUCUAGAGACCAAGAAUUGCUUCAUGCGACAGUCGUCCGCGGGUCCAAUGCCAGACGACAUUGCGCUUUGUGAGCGUCUUCUCCGUCAGCCAAUCGAAACCCCGCGCGGCACCAUGUUUGACGACAAGCAUAUACUUGACUUCCGUAACGCUUUGCAAGACCGUUCGGAAGCGCGCCUGCUGGUAGACCUCCACCCUCUCAUUAUGCCAUCCGCGGAGAACCAAUACAUUCAGGGGAAGGAACAUUUGAAAAAUGUCAUCGACGGAUACAAUGAUCCAUGGCUCAAGACCGAGCCAAUUUACGGCCCGAAGCCACAGCCCGAUCAUGCGCGGGGCCUCAAAUGGUCCUCCUUUUCUGAGAGCCAGCGGCGCAAACUUGGAGUCCAGGCCGACGAGAAAUCGCCAUAUACGCCGCGGGAGGAGAUGUAUUUUCCUUACUUGACCGCCGAAAUUAAAUGUGGGAACCAGGCGCUGAAGUUUGCCGACCGGCAAAACAUGCACAGCAUGUGCGUUGCCCUGCGAGCGGUGGUCUCAUUAUUCGAAGCGGCGGGCCGUACGGCCGAGGUUCAUCGACGGAUCUUGGGGUUUUCGAUCUCUCACGAGCUCGAGGGCUUCCGCAUAUACGGCUACUAUCCCGAGGUGGAUGACGGCAAAGUGUCCUAUUAUCGCUGGCCUAUUGCGCAGCCCAACGUGUGGACUCCAGAAGAUCGAUGGACAUGCUACGGAUUCGUAGAGAAUGUAGACCGUGAAUUUCUGCCUCUCCAUACCAAGCGGUUGAUGAGCAUUCUCGAGAAAAUCCCGGACCCGGACGAUGAACAGUCCGUUGUCGAUGCCGACGAACCAGAAUCUCAGUUGUCCAUUGUCGGAUCGCUGGAACGCCCGGGGUACCGCAGAGCGGCAUCCUCGCAGAAUCGCGGAUUACAGCCCGAGCUACGCAUUAUGGUCCAAGCACUGCAACAACAGCUAGCAGAACAGAAGGAACGAGAAGAGAAGCGGGAUGCAGAACAGAGAGCACGUGAGGAGAAACUCCUUGCUCAGUUGGAGGAGCAAAAGCUACGAGAAGAGAGGCGAGAAGCAGAGCAGAAGGCUCGGGAGGAGAAACUCCUUACCCAGUUGGAACAGCAAAGGAAAGCAAACACCGACCUGCAAGCAAAGCUCAUCGCCUUCCUAGAGCGAGCAGAAAAGUCGGUUUGA
This is a messenger RNA of Penicillium chermesinum, 1635 nucleotides long. RefSeq lists its product as uncharacterized. The record is from RefSeq and is a predicted model, not a curated record. Bases 1 to 1635 code for a protein of 544 amino acids. The transcript is spliced from 2 exons. NCBI's taxonomy places the organism in Eukaryota, Fungi, Ascomycota, Eurotiomycetes, Eurotiales, Aspergillaceae.